GAUAAAGGCGAAUAGUAUCUUUCCUAUCAUUUAAUGGUGCUGUAACGAUUAGCAUCAUUUGGUCACCUUUGAAAUUGAGGAUUUAAAACUAAGGAAGUACACGCUCGUUCUAUCCACUAAACAUGUUUUCAUCAUCAGACGUGCUGAAUCCAUUUGCAGACCCUACUACUACAUUGAAUAAUUCAUCACAACAUUGUCAACAAAUUACUAACAGUACUAAUCAACAUAGUAAUAGUAAUGUUACUGGACUAACUUCCUCGACAUUAACUGAAAACGAUCAUGGUAAUAAGUCGAAAUUAAUUGAUGAAAAAGAUGGUAUAUUGAAUGAAGAAAUGUUCACGGCAAAUUCAAAUGUUAAGUUUGAUGUUGGUGACAAUUGUGGGUUGCCUUUCCAUUCUCGAUUUCCAAAUAUAACAAAAGGUCGAAAUGGUGAAUUCUUAUCAUAUCAAAAUAUUAAUUCAAUCAAUAGUCAUUCUACUGGAGCAAUAUCGAAAGUUGAACAUUAUGAAGAUUUCGAAACCAUCGACUGGGUCAAAGAUGUUUCACGUGAUCGAUGUCGUCAUCGAGAACUUCAUUUGAAUAGAAAAACAUGCUGUGGUUCAAUUAAAGCCUGUUGGGAUUCUGCUUCUGGAUGGUUUUGUGUAUUAUGUGUCGGUUUGUUAACAGGUUUUAUUGCUUGCAUCAUUGAUAUUGGUUGUACUUGGAUGUCUGAUUUAAAAGAAGGUGUUUGUCUAGAUGCAUUUUGGUUCAACCGUGAACAGUGUUGUUGGUCAUCAAGUCAAGCGGAUGAUGUCUGUGAUCAAUGGUAUUCAUGGUCUCGUCUUUUUAUGAACAAAGAUCCAACUGGUGAAUAUCCAGAUGCUUACUUUGUUGGCUACAUAUUCUACAUUAUUUAUGCUGUAUUAUUUGCUCUAGUUUGUGUAUUUCUUGUUCGUAUGUUCGCUCCUUACGCUUGUGGUAGCGGUAUUCCUGAAAUCAAGACUAUUCUAGGUGGAUUCAUUAUACGUGGUUACUUAGGGAAAUGGACUCUUCUGAUAAAAUCGAUUGGUAUGAUUCUUGGAGUAAGUGCUGGUUUAAAUCUUGGUAAAGAAGGACCCAUGGUUCAUAUGGCUGCCUGUGUUGGAAAUAUAUUCGCACAUUUCUUUCCCAAAUAUGGUCAAAAUGAAGCUAAAAAACGGGAGAUUCUUUCAGCUUCAGCAGCUGCUGGAGUUGCCGUUGCAUUUGGUGCGCCAAUUGGUGGUGUUCUUUUUUCACUAGAAGAAGCUAGUUAUUAUUUUCCAAUGAAAACAAUGUUCCGAUCGUUUUUCUGUGCCAUGGUAUCAGCUAAUGUUUUGCGUAUUUUAAAUCCAUAUGGUAGUGAUAAUAUGAUUAUGUUCUAUGUCGAUUAUCAAGCACAAUGGCAUGUGAUGGAAUUAAUUCCAUUCGCUUUACUCGGUUUACUUGGAGGUAUUUUUGGUACAGUAUUCAAUCGAGCGAAUUUGUAUAUCUGUCGUUUGCGUAAAACCACCUGGUUAGGUAAAUAUCCUGUUCGUGAGGUACUUAUUGUUACGCUAAUUACUGCUGUUCUUUCAUUUCCACAUACUUAUCUUCGUAUGAAUACCAGUGAAUUGAUUAAACUUUUAGUUAGUCGCUGUUCUCCAGGAUCUGAUUUCUCUCUGUGUGAUUAUCACUAUAAUACAAGCAAUCCAAUGACUAAAGUAUAUCAGAAUUAUCCUGCCGGACCAUCAUUGUCUACAGCAAUGGUAUUGUUGGCAAUCGCAUUGAUUUUAAAACUUAUUCUAACUGUUUUCACAUUUGGUAUCAAAGUACCGACUGGUUUAUUUAUCCCAUCGUUAGCAGCUGGUGCAAUAAUGGGUCGUAUGUUGGGUAUAGCUACUGAACAACUUGUUGUAGCGUAUGCAUCACAUCCAUUUAUUGUUAAAAUGUGUAAAUCAUCUCAACCGUGUAUUAAUCCGGGACUUUAUGCUAUGGUUGGAGCAGCGGCUACUCUUGGUGGUGUGACUAGAAUGACUAUAUCAUUAGUUGUAGUUAUGCUUGAGUUAACUGGCGGUUUAAAUUAUAUAAUUCCAUUAAUGAUUGCAGCUAUGGUUAGUAAAUGGACUGGUGAUCGAUUAACAAAUGGUAGUAUUUACGAAGAGCAUAUACGAUUGAAUGAUUAUCCAUAUCUUGGAUCGUAUGAUGAAUUAGAUAAUACAUUAGUAGCAGCUGAUGUAAUGCAUCCACGUAGAGAUUCUAAUUCCCCUCUAUAUGUUGUUACACAAUAUGAUAUGACAGUUGGUGAUCUAGACCAAUUGGUUAGUGGAUGUGAUGUUAAAGGAUUUCCUGUCGUUGUUUCACAAGAUUCCCCAUACCUAGUUGGAUGGGUUUCAAGAAGAGAGUUACGUUGGGCUUUGGAUCGUGAAAGAAAAUAUGAUUCAAAUAUUGUCGAUGAUUCGCCAGUUCAUUUUGCUACAUUUCAGGAAGUAUAUGCAAAUGAUAAUCAGGAAUUGACACCUGUCAACUUACAAAAUAUUGUUGAUUUGUCUCCUACAACGGUAUCGGAUCAUACACCGAUGGAAACAGUUUUGGAUUUCUUUAAAAAGUUGGGCCUCCGACAAAUCAUUGUUACACGUAAUGGAUACCCACCACUGUUCGCGAUCAUUGCGUAGGCUUCUUAUCAGCCUGCGCUUAAGCUUACUCUGCUCUUCAUCAUAUUCAGAGCCAGAUGGAAUGUGUUUCCGAGCAUCUAUCAGUGAGGUAGGUGCUGCUGAGAUCCACUGUUUCUCCGUAACCUUAUGGUUUACCUUACUAGCAGAUAUCACUAAUGUUUGCACAGGUCUUCGGAUAUCAUUGAACUCUGCCUCGUGGUGGGCAUCAAUUACAUGGCUGCUUAACUGUUUUUCUAGUUGUUCCUGAAAUAUAUUCUUAGCUUUUCUAUCAUUAAGUAGGACCCCAAGAGAUUUACUUGCAGCGUUUUUACCUACGUCCAGUAAGACGCAGACAAAUGCGCGCUCGCAAUAGAACAUUAUCUGAAUCUAAGCAUGUGCUCCGAAACGAGCGACAGUCUUCCAUCGAGCCCCUCUAUCGGUGGCUGAUAGCGAUGUGAUCUAGUUGGGUCUAACAUUGGAACGAAUUCGGAGGUCGUCAUCUCGGAAGAUGUUUUUCCUUAUGCCUAAAGAGUAGGCAGACGACAAGUGUCCCUAUCUUUCCGAGUCCUUACCGUUCCGUUUAAUUGGAUAGCGCAAAAUAGACUGUCAACUGCGAUCCAGUCUAAGAGAGCUAGUUCUACCGUCGGACUCAAUGCUAUACCUGCACCAACGAAGUCACGGAAAGCAGCAUCAAGGCUUCCAGACACACGAGGCGUGAAUCGAGAUGGUUUUUUGUUUUGAUAUGGUGAGGUCAUAUGAAUGACGCUACCUGGACUCUGUAUGCGCGUUUCGGAGACGCAGCAUACAUCGAUGGCGCGAGAUUCUAAAUUACUAGUUAAGGAAGUCUGUUGUCUUAUUUGGCACAGUGUUCAGACGUUAAAAGCUCCUACAUAUAGUUUAGAGCGUGGUUUUAAGAGACCGGGAAUAACGCUACGCGUACUCGAAUCGUUCGCAUUAGCGGCGCGAGGCGAUAAAAGAACGUGAGAAGGUUUAGUCGUGAAGAUAAGAGAGUUAUUAGGAAGUGUAUGGAGGAUUUGAUUGUGACCAACUUGGUCUCAUGCGCUGCUACGGGUAUGAGGGCUUAUGUCACUUACUGGCUGCCCUACUCCGUGGGAGGUUAUUUCUUGAGAAACAUGAAAAAGAAGGUUGGAUUAGUGUUGGUCCUAACGACUUGAAAGUGAGACUACAGAGUCCAAAGGACAAGUACUUGGGGUCGGACACCCUCGGCUUUUUUGUAGGAUGUUUUAACGUGUUAGCUCCGUUCUUCGAAAUACCUCACCACCGGAGACGGAAAUCGGUGAGGUAAGGUGAGGUGUGACAUUUUUAUGGUUGACCUUUUCUAACCCCUUCCUUCCUUGUGAGAAGGCAGCAUCGCUGCAGAUGCUGGUUGCCCGAGGGAAACACCUUACUACUGUCACACCCCUCUACAUUCAGCAGUACGACUUCACCCUCAGACCUUGAGUUGCUGCUUUCAGUCUUACCGUUCUCCAAUCGAGCUGCAUGGCAUGGUAGAACCUACAGAAACAUAUGUUCCAGCCAAUAUGCCUCGGUUGGGUCAUCACGACAGGCAUGCUUGACCAUGACGUCAAGGUAGCAGCUACGGUCCGGACUGCAGUCAUAUAAUCAGUAAUAAAUAAUAAAAAAAUGCUGAACGCCAAACUUAAUGCAAGUAGUCAGUGAGCUAGUUAACAUCCACUGACUGAGGUCAAUUAAAUUGCGUUAUGCAGAUGAAACUAAAUUCUUCCUCGAAAUAUUGUGCUGGAUAGUGUUCAUAUAGAUUAAUUAGAAGCUUCGAAUCACUUGAUUAAUACUCAGUAUCAAUCACGCAAUGCUUUUAUUCUGAAUCUUGAAGUUAAGAACGUUCAAAUAGGGAAGCGUUUGAUGCGACUGAAAACCCAUGGUAAUCUCACAAGUGCAUCCUUUUCAUACCUCGAAAAAUCAAAGGGUUUUAUCCAGCUUCAUGCGUCCUAGUUUUUAUACUCAUAGCCUUAUAUUUUUACUAUGUUUUUCUGUUUCACUCACCCUACAUUUUAUUGCUGGUAAGUUUGAGAACCUAAAUCCACAUAGUUUCAUAUUCGGAUCCACUCACCAAUCUUGACAGUCACGUCCAUCAUAUUGAAAUUGCCUUUCGUUAACCAUCACAUUAUGGUAUUACUCUAUAUUGAAAACUAUUUUCAAUUUAAUCAGUACUACUUAGAAACUAAUAGUCUGAAUGUAAUAUGUAAAUGAAGUUUUGAUUAUUGUGAAUUUCCAUACAUGCACUCUUACAUUAUCAGUGCAAAUGCAAAUAAACAAAAUGAAACAUAUUGUCAGUAAAUAAAAUUCGUUCAUUUUGAGAUUCAUAGCUCAUUCUGUGACGUUAAACAAUUUAUCCUGGUUCGGUGCCUUCGAACAUGAAAAAAAUAUAGCACUUAAGAGCAUUUGGAUUUCAUCUUUUGCAGGAGGUUAGUAUA
Molecule: messenger RNA, 5080 nt
Organism: Schistosoma curassoni
Lineage: Eukaryota; Metazoa; Platyhelminthes; Trematoda; Strigeidida; Schistosomatidae
Source: the annotation of a GenBank genome assembly